Messenger RNA from Penicillium canariense, 672 nucleotides. RefSeq names its product PIG-H family GPI synthesis protein. Gene Ontology annotation, biological process: GPI anchor biosynthetic process. Lineage: Eukaryota; Fungi; Ascomycota; Eurotiomycetes; Eurotiales; Aspergillaceae. The record is from RefSeq and is a predicted model, not a curated record. Gene Ontology annotation, cellular component: glycosylphosphatidylinositol-N-acetylglucosaminyltransferase (GPI-GnT) complex. The transcript has 2 exons. The coding region runs from base 1 to 672 and encodes 223 amino acids.
AUGCCGGGCCGCCUUACAGUCCAGCGGCCUUCUCCGACGACCGUCAGCUUUACCGUCUCCAAUACGCCGCGGCGAUCCAAAUCCCCCGCGAAGAUCCUCUUUGGCUUCCAGAUUCUCCUGCGCGCAUUCCUCUUCUGCUGCGUCAUCGUGGUCGGAAUUGCACGGCUUCGACGACAAUUCUUUGCGGAGGGGAAGCUCAUUAUUAUACCUUGGCAAGAUGUGUGGUCGAGUCCUCUCGGGCUGCAUGUCUGCGGCUUGGUGGACGCAUAUAACCCGUGGGUGAUUACCGUGUUAUGCGCAUUGGUUGUCUAUGGAGUUUUCAGGAGGAGCUAUACCGAGGAAUCGCUCCUAGUCAUCCGAGGCUUUGGAAUCCAGACCUCAACGUCGUCCUCCACCUAUCUUUCUACGGCUGCGACAAGAUUCAUUCCUACAACACAAAUCCAAGACAUUGUGAUCCAUGAGGCUUUUAAGGGAUUUGAGGUCCGGUUCUACCUUGCUGUCAUUGUGGAGGGAGAGCCCGAUGUUUUGGUGGUCUUCCCAGUCAGUUGUCCCUCGACCAGCAUCCGUUCUGCGUUAACAUGGAUUUUGAUUCAGCAACUGCUUCCAAAACGGGAGAUUUUAGAGGAAGUCUGGAGAGGCUCCCGACGUUGUCUCUACGAUGCGAAGUCAUGA